AUGGCGGUCUUCCGCAUCCUCGACCUGGCGGCAGAAUUGCGCAACCGGAUCUACGAGGAAUGCCUGACGCACGACCGGACGCGCAACUUGACAGCCAAUGUUGCUCUGCUGCGCACAUGCAAGAAGAUUCAUUCCGAAGCGCAAGGCGUUUUCGAGGCUGAGAGCUGCUUUACCAUUUCGGCAGUCUUUGAACUCAACCAUCCCACCGCCGGGGGCAACGCCUUCAUCAGCGGCGAUGUCAAGAACUUCAAGUCUGAUCGAGGCGCGAGCGUGAUGAGCUACGCAUACGCACUGCCGGAGUCCUUUCCCGUUUCCACCAGCGUGAAGCUACAGCUCGUCCUGAGCGACGUUCAAGGGCACGACAGACCUUUCGACAUAUCGCCUUAUUACGCGCCUGCACAUCGCUUCCUGUUCGCCCUAUCUUGCCGACUCACCCGGCAAGCCACGAUUCGCGAGUUCUGCCUUCGUGUAGACUUCAACGGAGCAUGGAAAUCAGAUCCUUCCCUCCAGAAGGUCUUUUGCCCAGUUCAGAAUAUCUCUCCCAAAAUCGCAGUCAAAGUCAGCGGCCUCCCGGACUGCGUCAUGGAGCAAGAUCCGAACAAUAUGUCUUGCCAAGGGGUCAGAUCUCUCCUCGAGUCUCGUGGCUCUCGUCUUGAAGCCUUCGAUUACAUCGAUGCCUAUCGACGCAUCGGGCCCGGGGUGAGACGCUUUGUGGACCAAGACGAGGAGAUAAUGGACGAGACCCUCCUCCCGAUAGCCGCACCUCUAUUCGACAUCUACUACAACCUCUGUAUGCCGCCUAGCUCGUCUAUGAUUUUCGGUAUACAAGAAAUGUUCGACCUCCGGGUGGCAUACAUUGCUCUCGAGGGAAUGAACUCUUCGAAGAAGAAGUGUGUUCCCUCGCACAGGGAUGACAACAAGGAUACGAGAGCUGCUACUAUAAAGCGGCUCCGGGAAUGCUACGAACUUGCCAGGAAGACCGAUAUUGCAGAUGCAAAGGACCAAUUGGACACGCAUUUCGCGGAAAUUCGUCGUGAUUAUGGCAUUUCCGCAGAGGAGUUGUCUUGA
This is a messenger RNA of Lecanosticta acicola, 1068 nucleotides long. The record is from the annotation of a GenBank genome assembly. Lineage: Eukaryota; Fungi; Ascomycota; Dothideomycetes; Mycosphaerellales; Mycosphaerellaceae.